Messenger RNA from Chenopodium quinoa (quinoa), 705 nucleotides. RefSeq lists its product as uncharacterized. NCBI's taxonomy places the organism in Eukaryota, Viridiplantae, Streptophyta, Magnoliopsida, Caryophyllales, Amaranthaceae. The transcript has a single exon. The record is from RefSeq and is a predicted model, not a curated record. Bases 1 to 705 code for a protein of 234 amino acids.
AUGUUGCGAGUGUACGGCCUCCGCAAGCCUAUAAACGACAAAAACAAAGAGGUAAAAGCUGCGAAGGCCAUGGCCGCUUCUGACUCUGAUAAGGCUAUGUUUCAAAUAGCACAAAAUGAGGUCCUGACAACUGACAUUCUGUAUUAUCAGGCGUCGGCCACUUUGCGGGUCAAAAAGGAUUUAGAGGCGGCCAGGAAAAAGAUCUUGGAGCUGAAGCAGUCCGUUAAGGACCUCAAAGAGGAGAUGGCGCCUUUAAAGGAGGCGGACAAAGAGGCCGAGGGACUCCGCGAGCGGGUUAACAAGCUCAAUGGCCGCCUGGCCAGCCAAAAGGCGGACCUCUCCCAGCAAUUCUCUAAAAAGGCCGAGGAGGAGAAAACGGCUCUUGUCCAGGAUAUGAUGGAGGACAGCACCGCCAUUAUGAAGAUGACCUGGGUUGCUCUCUUCCCUGAUGCCGACUAUGAAAAAUGGGAUCGCCAAUUUGCCGCCUGCUCUGAUGAAUACAAUAAACAAAUCAUGGAGGAGGCAGGCGGCGAUGAGGACGCCGAGGGCGAGGAGUCCGACUCCACUGCUGGGGAGUCGGACCAGGAGGAGGCGACUGGUGAGGAGGGACCAGUGCAGGAUGGAGUGAUUGCUGAGAAGGAGCCGUCUCGGUCAAGGUCCAAAGGUCGGGAUCAGGCGGUUGUUGAUGCACAACCUCCUGCUUAG